This is a messenger RNA of Annulohypoxylon truncatum, 1456 nucleotides long. RefSeq lists its product as uncharacterized. The coding region runs from base 530 to 1315 and encodes 261 amino acids. The transcript is spliced from 2 exons. Lineage: Eukaryota; Fungi; Ascomycota; Sordariomycetes; Xylariales; Hypoxylaceae. The record is from RefSeq and is a predicted model, not a curated record.
AUGCAAGCACUUAAAAGCUGCCUUGUUACGAACUAUCUUUACCUUUUUAAUCUACAUUAUAGCCAGCAGGACGGAACUAGAUGCAUUUCUCUCCCUCUUUCGACCUAGACUUUGAUCUUUUACAAUAAAAAUAUACCCUUUUAGACUCCUUUGGCUCCAUUAUCUCGGUAUCAAACGGCUUCGUCUUGCCACUGUUUAGCCCCACCCCCCUCGUCAUACCUCAGCUCACCAUAUUCGAUCGACGGGCUUGAUGUGAUCCCUAAACUUACUUCUCAGGCUUGUUAGGAGCUUUAUCUAGAAGCGUUGGCAUAUAUUCCACUCGUCCUCCCUCACCGACUUUCACAUCUACUUACUCCGUGACUCACUCAUUACAUUUCAACUCCACCUGUUCAGACUAUUCUUAAAUUCGAGUGCUGUCUCCAAAUUGCCUUACACUUCGCUGUGCACUUCUUAUUGAGAACGCUCGCCUCAUUCGAAUCCCAUCUUCUCCCUAUUCAUCAAGCAAUUGCCCUAGCAGAACGCCGCCAUCAUGACUGCUAGCAACAAUGACAACGCCAUGACUCGAUUCCUGUUCGCUAUUCUGAAGCAGAAGAACCUCAAGGACAUCGAUUGGACUAAAGUCGCCCACGAUCCAGUCUUGGGCGAAGGCAAGAAGAUCACCAAUGGCCACGCUGCUCGGAUGAGAUAUUCGCGCUUCCGAUCUGCUAUGCUAGGCCUUGAGCCGACCCGACGAAAUCGAACAGGUCAGCCGAAAUCUCGUGUUUCCAAGUCGAAGAAGGAACCGAGAUCAAGGAAAGACGAGAGUGUCAAAUCGGAGCCCGCUCCAGAUUCUCCUGAGCUUCAUGACUCAAUUGAGACACCUCCCCCGAGAAUCAAGCAGGAGUCUCCAUAUCCUAGCUUUGAGAGUCGCCUCACUCCACGCCUCACUCCAGGACCUGGUUCAAUGCCGCCUCCUAUGCAUCAUACGUCUGGUGUCAUCCAGCCUCGACUUCUUACACCGUGUAGCGAUGUUGACUUAUUUUCCCCUUCGCCGAGCCUCAUGUCCAGCCCUAACAGCGAUAUGAUCACUGCUCAUAGCUCUUUCGAUUACCGUGCGUCGCCAUGCCCUGACCACAACGAUCCGAUGUGGCCGAGCGUUCCAUCAUUUGCUGCCUACUCACCAACCUACCCAUUUGACGAAUACGGAGCUGGACCUUGCGAACACCCUCAGAUGCAUCCUCAUCCGCAAGUUCAUCUAGGGCUUCCGAGCCAGCCAAUUGAGCCUAACGAGGAUUGGGUGGACGUGAAACGUGAGGCAUCUUGGGACGACUUUUAAUGACGGGCUGAAGAUAUGAGUGGGCGAGGCAAUUGGUCCUCGCUAUUGGUCUACAUGACCUCACGAAUUAUGACCAAGGGAAUAAGUUGGUUUCUAAUAGGAUCUUGAGUGUGCAAUGUAUUUUUUGGGGUUGGAAACGUG